ACCCCCCCUCUCGUGCUGCGGGAAUGGUUUAACCCGUUACCCACAGUGAGCGAGACAGGGAGCACAAAGGAAGCGCAUACGCUGGUCGUUUACAAGGGAUAUAAUAUGAAAGCGUGAUGUAAACACGGAAUAAAAACCGCAAGGCAGCAUUUCCAUUUCCCGUCGCACUGGUCCAUUAUCGGCGUUUAAUAUUACCUGAGGUAGCCUACCAACCGGCUAGCAACAACGCGUCUGUCUGGACACCGAAAGGCAGGCAUUAAGUGUGAAAUUGAAGCCAAGAGGAGUUGAGCAUUGUUUCAUCAUCGCGUUAGGCUUUUCUGGAGUUGCUAGCUGUUUUUGUUUUUUGACCGAGCACGGUUAACUGAAAUCACGAUGUCGGGGGUUUCAACCAAACAAAUGGAGAGUCUCCUCUUCUUUUUUUAAAAACAGUUUUUUUUUUUCUCUUUUUGGACUUGGGAAUAACAAACGAAACACGCUAAUAUGUUGCAUUUCUGAGGUAGACAGGUCUCGAUGGGUGAGGCCCACUGAUCCAGUCAUCCCCUUCACAUCCCCCUCCACCCCUCCCCCCUGCCCUCCUUUGUUCCCCUAAACUCCAACCCACUUCACUUCAGUCACCAUGACUUCCACCAGCCACCUGCUGGGUUUGGCUGAGGUGGGGCUGAGAUGUGACCAGGAGAUUGAGAGGAGAUACGAGAUUGUUCCCUCAGUUGUCUGCUCCAUGUGCUGCCUCUUUGGAAUCAUCUACUGCUUCUUUGGUUAUCGAUGCUUCAAGGCCGUAUUGUUCCUCACAGGCCUAAUGUUUGGCUCUGUGGUCAUCUUCAUGCUGUGCUACAAGGAGAGGGUGAUGGACACUCAGCUCAGCGUCGAGGCGUCAGUGGGCAUUGGCCUGGGUAUUGGGACCCUGUGUGGCCUUGUGACCAUGUUGGUUCGAAGUGUGGGGCUGUUUAUGGUGGGCCUGCUGCUGGGCCUACUGGUUGGAGUGGCUUCACUGGUGGUUAUGGAGGAGUUCUACCACCCCAGAACAGUGUGGGUUCCUCUGGGUAUUCUCCUGGGUUCUGGGACGCUAUUUGCCGUCCUCACUCUUCAGUGGCAGCGCUGCUUCGUCACCCUCUCCACCGCCACAUUCGGCUCUGCCAUCAUUACUGUCACCGUGGAUUACUUUAUAGAGCUGUUCGCCUUGGUCCACUACGUCUACGAGAGAAUCAGGGUGGCACCAAAGAAGCCAGUGUGCUGGUUUACUUGGGUUAUCUUGGGGGUGUGGCCUGUCCUGGCCCUCCUCGGAGUACUGAUCCAAUGGAAAGUCACUGCAGAGGGAUUUUCUCACACAGAGGUGGUUUUGAGUCGACAGCAACGGAGGGUCCAGCUCAUGCGGAUCCGACAGCGGGAAGAGAGGCUUAAAAAGGAAAAGGAGAACAAGAAGAAGAAAAAACGAGAAAACCAUAAGACCAACCAUAAGCAGAAAGCCCACACCAAUCGCCACCUCCAGCAGUACCAUCACCCAACGGCCUCCCAUCCUCAUCACCAAGCUCAGAGCUCUCAGCCACCUAAAGUCCCUCCUCCUCAGACUGAACCCGGCUACCAUCGCAAGGCCAACCCUAAAAGGCGCUUUGACGGAGAUGUGCUGUCACCGAGCUACAUCAGCAGUUUCAGGGACAGACAAACAGACAGACGAGCGUACUCCCACAGUCGAAUGAUAAGCCGCUCCCGGAUGGCCGAACUUGACUACGACUGCGGCUCUCGAGUGCCCCUCACGGCUCCCAGUGGACCCCCAGCACGCAUCUGAGACGGAGAAAUGCACACCCACACACACAACCUCACACACAAUCACACAAGGCUACUUCAAACCUUGUUGUCACAGUUAGGGAUAGAAAACCUAGCCCUACUGUGCCAACCUAAUCAACGGCUUACAGGAACUCAAUAUGUCCCCACACUGGUUUUCUCCUCUCAGACCUGUAAGAAGUUGUAUUUAUUUGGCCAGUUUGGUCAUGUUUUGUUUUUUAUGAAUGUCAAGCCACAAGAGCAGAGAAUCUUCUUUUGGAGGAAAUAAAAACUGAUUGUUUGGUCACAUCUCAAACACGAGUUAUUACGUACUGUAUCUUUUCAACUUCUUACGUUACCAUACUGGUCUGGGGGACACUGGAAAAAUAGACCUGUCUGGUAGGGAGUUGAUGAAAAUAUUUUAUUUAAAGAAUCUUCUGGUUGCUUCAAUCACUAAGAUGUUUUCUCUCGGACUGCAGUGGAGGAAGCCAUCAGAACGCAACUUUCUCCACAGGAGCGCUGCAUUAUUUAAAAAACAAAUGCAUUACCUGGCUUUCAUGCAGUCAAGGUAGCACAGCCUUCAAAAAAAGCUUCCACAAUAUUUAAGUUCAAGGGUUAUUUUUUGGCAUUUUAGGCCUUUAUUUGAUAGGAAAGCUUAGACAUUUGGAAUCAAACCUGCGGCCACUGCGGCAAAGACUGAGCCUCUGUACAUGGGGUGCAUGCUCUACCAGGUGUGCUACCCAGUUGCCCCCCAGUUUAAGGGUUAUUAAGGAGGAAAUUAUUUGCUUCAAGGAUUCCUUGAAGAAGAACAACAACAAAACGGCAGCUCUUUAUUUUUCUUCACUGAAAGGUCAUGUGUGAAGUACAUGAAGUCAGCCAGGUAUCUUCACUGAUACCCUGUCAAUCCAGACAUGGCAGCACAAGAAUUCUGCUGCUUUAAAAAGAAGAAAAACGGGCUACUUUUAGGAUGCAUAGGCUCAGAGGCUGAAUUUUUUUGUUAUUUCACCCAUGAACCCUCCAUGUGUCAUUGCCUACACUGGUGCCAUUUUCCAAGGGGAAUCUCAUAACUCUCCUUUUGCCCUCCAUCACCAGCUGUUUUACCACACGGAUCUGAGCAGGGGACACAUCUGUACCUCCCCUCUUCUUUCCCCUAUCCACUGAAUUUAAAACGUUUUUUUAAGCUGCUAUAUGUCAUGAUCUUUGUUGACAUGUUUUUAAGUGCUCUCAUGUCCCUUUUGCUGUUCUUACUCGAAUAGAAAUCUUAUAUUUGUCAAUUAUUUGUCUAAAUAUGCUUUUAAGGCACAAAGACAAUACAUUGCUAUCUGAUACUGGUCAUACAUGGCAGAGUUAAAUGCAGUAUGUUUGUGAGUGGAGUGGACACAGGAGCCCUGUGGCAAGUGAUGGACUGCACCAAAUUUUGGCCAAGGAGAGGGGGUUUCAUUGUAAUGUAUGUAAAAUAUGCUGUAUUGUUUUUCAUCUUUUUUGCCAAUUUACUGGUCCGAUUAAAGAUGUGAAUCUUAUAGUUUGGAUGCAGUGUUAAGUGAUGAGAAGGAGAGGGAGGAAGAUAAUCUCCUGUAAAUGAUAAGACAGUGAAAAGAUGAAAUCGUUUGCAAAUGGUGCCCUCUAAUGUUUACUACUGGACCUUUAUUUUCCUAGACUGUUUAUGUGUGCAUAUGUUUGUGUGUUAUACGCAUCUGCAUAUGAGUUGAACAUUGAUAUUGUUGUACUGAACAUCCAGAGAGGGGAAGGGAGUUAGAUUUGUACAGGAAGGAACAAAGGAACUAUUUUUUUUUGUUUUAUUUGAACCUCUUUGAAAUUGACAAUAAACACCAACACUACCAAUGUUACAAUUCCCACAUUCGUAUUGUGUUUUAUGUCAAUUUUUGGAGAUUUUACAUUUGAGGUUUAGAUAAACAAAAACAUUCCACGGUACUGUACUUAAGAUGGGAUGUGACAGGUUUAGCACUAGAGGACCAAUCAUUACCACCUUAACCCAUACUGCAUGAGAAUCCUGGUGUAACUGUUUCCAAUGUGUCAGUAUUUUAGUGUGUCCCUGUUGUCAUGUGAAAACCUCAGAUUUCCAGUUAUAGUUUGUUGGUCCCGGGCUGCACAAAAUACAAACCACGUUGACUGAAUAAAGUACAAACUCUUCUUUUCUUUUCUUUUCUUUUCUUUUCUUUUCUUUUCUUUUCUUUUCUUUUCUUUUCUUCUCUUCUCUUCUCUCGCCACGCUGUCCAGGUAAAUGGCUUUGAGAAGACAGUAAAACAAUUUCCCUCCUAUUGGUAUACUUUAUGCUAAGUCAUCUUCUAAUGUACUGUAUCAUUGUUAUCACUGUACCAAUCAUGUUUUGCAGUAGUGGAUGUUAAAGUGUUAUUCAGGCUUUUGCUUACACUUUAGUCCGGUUUGGGUCUUCUUUUAAGGUUUUAUGGUCAAGCGCUUUUAACAUCACAAAUUUACAAAAUGGUAAUUUGAAACCGCCAUUCUUGUGUUUGGGGACAACAUGAACUAUUAGAAUUAAAUUGUCAGUUAUUUUUAUUAGUUUUUUUUUUAUUUAUUUUUGUUUUCAUUGUUUUUUGUGAUUGCCUGUCACCGAUGAAUAUACGUGAGGAAACACUUGUAGAUAUUGAACUGUAAAUGAUUUUAAAAUGUACAAACAUUUUCUUUUAUUUUCAUGUUUACACCAUGAUCACUUAUGUCAUUUAUCCAGCUGAUUAUCAGACCUGUUUUAUAUUGCGUUACUACGUUACUACGUUAUUACCACUAUGUCCAAUUGGUUUUAUUUGGCUGGGUGUGGGAAGCGCUACUAUCAUUCUCAUCCUGCUGUUUCAACAUGUAACGUUGCAAAUCAGCAAACAAACUGAGCCGGGACUCUGAUUAUCAUCUACCGUCAGUAAUUCAUUAGUUGACCCAAGUUUUUAAAAGAAUUCAACAAUUCAUUUUCCUUCCAUGCUGUUUAAAUGUGUACAAAUCGCAUUAUUAUUAUUAUUAUUAUUGAUAGCAUGAAUUUAUAUGGACCUAAAAUAUGAUAAACAUUGUGAUUCUACAAU
Messenger RNA from Etheostoma spectabile (orangethroat darter), 4805 nucleotides. It is a transcript of the gene tmem198aa, whose product is annotated as transmembrane protein 198aa. Gene Ontology annotation, biological process: positive regulation of canonical Wnt signaling pathway. The record is from RefSeq and is a predicted model, not a curated record. Gene Ontology annotation, cellular component: plasma membrane; cytoplasmic vesicle. Lineage: Eukaryota; Metazoa; Chordata; Actinopteri; Perciformes; Percidae. Bases 617 to 1783 code for a protein of 388 amino acids. The transcript is spliced from 7 exons.